This is a messenger RNA of Funneliformis geosporum, 253 nucleotides long. The record is from the annotation of a GenBank genome assembly. NCBI's taxonomy places the organism in Eukaryota, Fungi, Glomeromycota, Glomeromycetes, Glomerales, Glomeraceae.
UCCACAAGAUCGAUAUACUAAUUUUGUCAAUAAUGUACAACAAAAUAUCGUAAUUAAUAUUAUUAAGAAACAAAAUCCUUCUGAAUUAGAGUCUUCAUUUAAAACUUUUAUUUCUUUUAUUGAAAAUAUAGUUGAAAAUAUAUCUGUAGGUAAUAAUUUUGCGAAAAGGAAAAGUUUGAUAAAAGAGAAAGGUAAUGCUGAUCAGGCCUCUUUAAGUAAGGAUAAACUAACCCAAGUUUCUUGGAUACUUUAG